GUCCAUUCGUGCUAAUUAAGUUGGGGAAGCGUCAAGUGGAUUAGUAAAUAUUUGGAGUGUGAGUGGGAGCAAAUAAAUAAACUAUGGAAUCAAAGUUGGAAAAGGUUCGAGAGUUUGCUACGUCAGAAAAGGCUUAUCAACCCCCAAAAGAAGUCAAUGCAAAAAACUCUGCUGACAUUCAGGAUUUAGAUGAAAUCAAAUUACAUGAACUCAGAGAGUGCUUCAAUUUAUUUGAUUUAAAUAACGACGGAUUUAUUGAUGCAAAUGAUUUACGUGGAACAUUCCAAACGAUGGGAAUGGAAGUUGACGAUGAGACCAUUCAAACUAUGAUGAAAGAUGCGAGCCAACCGAUGAAUUUUGACAGUUUUGCGAUGAUGAUGUGCUUUAAAACGAUGGAUUGUGAGCCAGAAAUUGUUUUAUUGGAAGCAUUUUCGAAAUGGGAUGAGCGAAUUCAAGGAGUUAUUAGUUUAGAAAGAAUUCUCACCAACAUCACAAGCUAUAACAAAGACCGAUUAACAAUUGAAGAAGCUAAGGAAGCGUUGGAAGAUGCACCAACCGUUAACAAGCCAGGUUUUAAAGGUCUUCAAGGUCCAACAGAUUGCUGGAUUGAUUAUCUUCUGUGGAUUGAAAAAUUGGCAGGAUUCCGCAAGCCAAAUAUGAGACAAUAUUUUGAUACUUAAAUUUUAUUGUCUAAUUUGAAUGAAAAUUGAAUUUCCAGAUCUUGAUUCUUCGUCAAAUUAUUUCUUCUCUUUUCUUUCUUUUGAAAUCCCUUCGAGAUUAGCUUCAUUUUUCGUAUGGAUUGUAAUAGGGUUUGGAUUCACUUGACUUGCUUUUAACAGUAUUGAUGAAUAAAUUAACGAAUGGAAAGAUAUGACCAGAAGAAUAUGGCCCAGUCGUGAACUUUUUCGUAGUCCUUACUUGUUCCCUUCGAGAAAUCUACAGAUAUUUAUCUAAUUUAAUAAGAAUUUCCAUUAAAAACUUUUCCAUUCAUAAAAAUAAAUGUUCACGUUUAAAGAAAAUUCUUCAACUUUCAUCUGAACGAAUUUUAAAUUUCCAUCCAUAACUUGCGUUGUAAGAAUUUUCUCGGGAAAAAUCAGAAGAAAGGAAAUUUUGCCACAGAAUUUGCUUGAAAUAAUUGAGAUCUUGAAUAUUUUCAUUAUCAUCUUUUAACAUUAAUUUAGAGCGAUGAAUUGUUUCUUCGUAAUUAUAAUUUUCAAUUAUUUCUUAAUUGCAAAAGCAAUUCACAAUUCUUAACAGUUGUGUACGUAUUUAGAAUGUUAAUAAAUUUCAGGAAAUGUUAAGCGACGAUGUCACCUGACUUGAAAAACACUCUCGAUCAUUAAAAAAAACUGCAAAAGCUGCGUGAAAUUGAUUCUCUCUCAUUAAAUAAAUUCUCGUCGAUGCUGAAAGAUUCUUGUGACACGUUUCGAUGAUAUUUUCGAUAAAAGUUAUUUUUGUAAUAAAGAUGCAAAACUCAUA
Clunio marinus is the source of this 1479-nucleotide messenger RNA. The record is from the annotation of a GenBank genome assembly. Lineage: Eukaryota; Metazoa; Arthropoda; Insecta; Diptera; Chironomidae.